Molecule: messenger RNA, 2796 nt
Organism: [Torrubiella] hemipterigena
Lineage: Eukaryota; Fungi; Ascomycota; Sordariomycetes; Hypocreales; Clavicipitaceae
Source: the annotation of a GenBank genome assembly
CCGCCAAUGCGCUGGAGCGGGGGCCCAAACCCGCCUGUAGCCCGCCCUGCUGCGACCUGCUACACCACUGCACUGCUGGGCGCUUGCGUGCUCGGCCAUGGUGUCUCGCGGGGAUGUGCUGCUGUAGUAAUAACUUAGCCUCGACAAAUUACUAGCCUGAUCAGAUGAGAGUCCACUCGUGGGGUGUUGCUUUUCAUCAUUCGUGGUCAGCUUUUCUCCUCUUCUUCUCUUCUUCUUCUUUUUUUUUUCUCUUUUCCCCCUCGUUGUUGUUGCUGCUGUCCAACAAACCUCGCCUGCUAACCGCUUCUCGCCCCUAAAAAAUCGCUCGCCGCUUUUACGUCGCCAGCCUCGGCUUUCUCGCUCGUACCUCCCGUGGGGCCCCGGUUCUCCGAAUAUCGCCGCUUUUGACUCAAAGCCCGUUUCCAGCAUCGGCUGCUGCACACACGACACCAAACUGCUCUCUCCGCCCUACGCUACGCUACACGCACACUCUCCGGCCCGGGUAGCGCGUGCUCUUCUUUGCUUCCCUCCCUCCUUUUUCUCUUUCUUCUACUUCCACAUCAAACUCGUCCUUUUUUUAUUUUCAACCCGCAUUGCGCUGUCAAACACCACAUCGAGGACGGGACCAUUGCCGCACUGGUCCAUGUCCCUCCUAACCCAAUCGGUAAAGACAGCAGCAACAACAACCCCAACUUCCCCUACCCACAUAUUCAAGUCCUUCCUCCAACAACUACGCGCUCUCAAUCCCAUAUCGCGCUCGCCCGAAAUGUCGUGGAAGGCUUCAGAACCGUUGAUGAAUACCAUCAGGCAUUAUGCCAAGUUCCCAGCAACGGGUGUCAGCCUGCGCCAGAUGGUCCAGUUUGGCGACAACCCGUCCACCGGCACCCUCUUCAAAGCAUCCCAAUUCCUGGCCGAGGAGCUUCCGAUCCGACUGGCGCACCGUGUGCAAGAGCUCGAAGACCUGCCCGAUGGUCUCAAUGAGAUGCAGUCUGUUCAAAAAGUCAAGGAUUGGUACGCACAAUCCUUCGAGGAAAUCACACAACUAGGACGCCCCGAGCUCGACAAAGAAACGCGUGAUCGUCUGAUGAAACCUGCUCGCAUCAAUGGUCGCGGUAUUCCCCAACACCUCUCAGAAGCUACGCCUAACCCGUCACUGGAAGAGGGCGAGGCCUCUGGCUGGGGUGGCUUGAACCAGCACAACGGCAACGGCAACGGCCACGGCAAAAAGUCCAUCUCAAGACGAUACUUUGCGACUGUUGACGACUCUGGAUCUUGGCCCGCCGAGCUUCAGCUUUACAACCAGCGCUUUGCACAGACCCUUCACACCAUUAAGCGCCGCCACGACGGUGUUGUCACAACCAUGGCCCAGGGUAUUCUCGAGUACAAGCGAAGCCGCCAACGGAUGCAAAUCGACAGCUCUAUUCAGUCUUUCCUCGACCGCUUCUACAUGUCGCGUAUUGGUAUCCGUAUGCUCAUCGGCCAGCACAUUGCCCUCACAGACCAAAGCCGCCAGCUCGACCCCACGUACGUCGGCGUCAUCUGCACCAAGACCAAUGUCCACGACCUUGCGCGCGAAGCCAUUGAAAACGCUCGCUUCGUCUGCGAGGACCACUACGGCCUCUUUGAAGCGCCCAAGGUCCAGCUCGUCUGCAAUCCUAACCUCGACUUCAUGUACGUCCCCGGCCACUUGUCGCACAUGCUUUUCGAGACUCUCAAAAACUCUCUGCGCGCUGUUGUCGAGACACAUGGCAUGGACAAGCAAGAAUUCCCCGUCACCAAGGUCAUUGUCGCGGAAGGCAAGGAAGACAUCACAAUUAAGAUUUCCGACGAAGGCGGCGGCAUUCCCCGCAGUUCUAUCCCCCUUGUCUGGACAUACAUGUACACAACCGUUGACCGAACGCCCAGCCUGGACCCAGAUUUUGAUAAGAGCGAUUUCAAGGCACCCAUGGCUGGUUUUGGCUACGGACUGCCUAUAUCAAGAUUAUACGCCCGCUACUUUGGCGGUGAUUUGAAACUGAUUAGCAUGGAAGGCUACGGAACCGACGUAUACCUCCAUCUGAACCGUCUAUCAUCCUCCUCCGAGCCUCUACAAUAGCAACUAAGCCCCACCUCUCCGCUAUUCAAAGCUUGCAAAUCUUCUUCCUCGACCUCCUCGUCCCGCUCAACCUACCGCGGCAAGUCCGCCUCCGCCAUGUUGCACCCGCUUGUUCUGAGCAAGCAGCUUAAGGACCGUCGCUCGCGCGAGGUAACAAUGCGUAGGCAAGUCGGCGACGCCGAAGCCGUGGUCAAUGCCCCCGAGGGCUCAUACUCCGGCAAAGGCGACGAUCGCCAAGUCUAAAGAGCAGCUUGUGCUUUUACUCGCCGGUUAGCCCGGGCUCUCAGAGGAACUGGAUUUGCGAUGCUUCUGAUGGAAAAUGUCAAGGCUGGCCGCCCAGACUUUUACGAGGAGAGUAAGGGGGCAUGCAAAAUACGGCUUGGGCAUUGCCUCACUGAAACAAGCAAACAAAAACACAAACAAACCUUUCCAUGACAUGAGCCGACACAUAGCGCUUUGGGAAAAGCCAUUUACGCAUAAAGACUGACUAGAAGUCGUCUGUUAUCCGGGUAUACUUUUUACUUUACUUUUUACUAUGCACUGUUUUUAUUUUUCUCUUCAUUUCGGGUCUCUGCAGGGCGAACUGGUGGUUUUUAUUUUUAUACUUUUAUCUUCUUGGCGAUACUUGAAAGCAUUUGUGUUGGGAUACACAUCUUUCACCCUUGAUACUAUCAAUUGACACACAAGCAAACUUGAUUGUU